AUGGUUGGUUUUUCAAAAAUAUUACAUCCUUUUACCUCUAGGAUUUCGUGUCACGAAUUAGCACAUACGUGGACUCCAUCAUGUUCUUCUGCGGCAGCAGGAAUCUUUCGUUCGUGUUUUGUGGAAUCCUUGAAAAUUUAUGGUCUCCUUUACAUGGUAAGAUGGCACUACAAAAAUAAUUAUUUGCAAAUUUUGAUGACUUUUGAUAUCACAUAGUAAUGUAAGCUUAUAUAUCAGGUAGUCUAUAUCUAUAAUACUAAAAAAACGGCUUUUGUAUUAAUAGUAUCGUACUCCAAAAAUCUUUGGUUAGUGGAAACUAUAAAUCAUACGGUCAUCACAAAUACUUGUCUGAGGAAUAUUUCUCCUUGUUACGUAAUUGUUUAGAGUGUUAGAGAACGUUUUCGGUGUUCACAGUAAAAGGAAGCAAAGUUGUUUUAAAAAUCGUCACGAAGCCUUGAAUGGCGUGUCAAGUUUCUCUUGUGAAUCAAUUGAAAAUGCUAUGUUCCUAAGUCUUGGAAUGUUAUUAUAUCUCCCCACAUGCCCAGGGAACAGAAUUGAAGGAGUUGAUCUGGAUAUUCUCUCCCUGUUGAAUAUUACAUCCUUAUACCUUCAGAUGAUUCUGAAUUAAAAAACAGGAUUCUCUAAUCUCCUCUUGGAAUUGUAAUUACAGGCUCCAUACAGUUUUAUUGAAGGUUGUUACUUAUUUAAAAUUCCAGUUGGAGGAAGACACAUCCAGGAAUAACAAUGUGAUUUUGUUUUUCCUAAUCACAAAUGUAAUUAAAAUUAUGUAAUCCCAUAAGUCUGUAUUGGCAUUGUUUAGUAGCAGAGAAAAUCACACACCCAAGAAACUAUGUCUUGUUUUCGUAUACCACCUAGUACCUUUGCUUAAGUUGACACCAAAAGGAGGCUACUAACAAACAAUGGCUAUUGUUAUAUACCUAGACUUUCUCUCAACAAAACAAGCACUUUGAUUGGUUGAUUCUUGGUCACAUGCCCCUGAUCGAAUUCUAAUGUAUUCCAACUAGGAUACAGUUGUGCAGUUGUUGUCUGUGCACCAAUUACAACAGCACAUGAUUGUUUAGGGGAAAGUCUAAAUAUGUAACAAAGCACUUAAUGUAUGGUCCCUUAGGAAACUAGUCAGACUUGUUUUCCCUCGAGUUGAUGGAAAGAGCAAACUCAGAAAUGUUACAUGGAAAACCAAAUAAAUAGUUGUGUUGGACAUAAAACUUUUGGUUUGAAAUUGUAUCCAUUUAUGCUCUACACUUUUUCCAGUGUAUCUAUUAUUAAUAUGAAUGUGAUAUGUUUAUCAUCUUUGGGUACUUCCAAUUUUAUUUGAAGAUUGGUGGUAUUCUGAGGAGGGCUGAUGUAAAGUACUUUAAAUAUAAGUAUCUACUGGAUGUAAUCAGGUCAUCCUGUUUUCUGGCUGUCAAUGGUGGAGGACUGGUGGUUUAUGUCUGUCUAUUAAGGUCUGUUUACUUUGAUGAUUUUGUUAUAGUCUUGAUUAACCCUUUAACUCCUGUGAGUGACCAAGACAGAAUUUCUCCUUACAACAUCAACACAAUAUCAACCAGAUAAGUGAUGAGAAUAAAGGAAAAUAUCAAUUUGGAGAUAAUUAGUUGAUCCCAUACUAAAUUCUCUGAACUAACAUUAAAAGAAUUGUAUGGUUGGCAGUAAGGAGAAAUACAAAUUUGAUAUGGGUUUUAAAGAGUUAAGACCAAUGCAGUAGACUUAGUGUCAUAAUGUUUGUUAUUGCCCUCCUGAGGUCUGCGUUGCUAUGCUUGAGAGGCUCACGGUGUAUGUGAAGAGCUCUGCUGAACAUUACAGACAACAAUUUUGAAAUUGAUUUAGGAACUAAGGAGAUUUUAAGAUUGGAGCAUUUAAUAUUCCUCACAUUUAGGAUUAGUAGGGGCUUUGGAAUUAGGAGCGCAAGAUUUUAGGAUUAGAACUUUUAAUAUUCUUCACAUUACUAUUAUUACUUUCUUUUUUAUUAUUAUCUUCUCCUUCUUUAAAGUUCAAGGAGGAAACAUAAACAAAGCAUGUAUCCGUUAGUUUCUCCUAGAUUUUUAUCAGACAUUUUAAUGUAUUUUUAAAGGAUUUUAUCAUAAUUUUUGUGAAUAAUUUUUAGCAAUUACAGUGAAUAAAGGAAUUUUAUUUUAGUCAGUAAAGAAGAGAUAUAUAAUGUAAAUGUGGAUUUCUAAUUUCCUGAAGUCUUUUACCAUAUACCUUGUGAUAUCACAUGUUUUCUUGGUUUGAAAUGUUUCAAAUCAGUGUCAAUUAAUAAUCAAAUUAUGAUGAUGGAUAUAACGUAAAGAAAAAUUGAAAUAAAACUAAGGCAAAUGUGUUUAAAAUAGCAGGCAGUAGGACAUUGGUCAAUACCCAAUGUGAAGAACAUUUUUUCUUCUUUGUCAGGAAGCUCAUUGGAUGUUUCAGCUACCUAUCAACUGUGUUUCUCCCUGGAUUUCUAGCGUCUCUUACUGCCAUUCUAGUUGAGAAAAAAAGCAGAAGAGGCACCCUUGCACUAUACAUGACAAAUUUGGUAACUGUCCUUAAAUAACAGAUAUUUUAAUAAUUUUCAUCAUCUUUGUACUACAUUUUUAUAAAUACCUAUUUAAGGUUAAUGGUGGUGUCUUAAUUCCAGGCUUCUCUGUGAACUCUUAUGAUUGGGGGGAUUUGUUUUGAUCAGAGCCAACCUCCAAGAACUAUCGCAUACCAUUUCACCAUUAUAAAAUAAUUCAAAUAGUAUGUGCGCUCUGAUUGGCCAUAAAACCAUUCUACAUGAGCAUAUGUAAACACGGUUUUCGUUCCUCUUUCAUUAGUUAUUUUAUAAAAAAAAUGUAAAAUGGUUUCUGUGUGUACAUAGUCUUUACUACGCUUAUCUCGUGUUCUCCCAACCUCCCGCGUGUUUACAUCAGGCUAUGUAAACACAGAAACCAUUUUACAUUUCUUCAUUAUAAAAUGCUUUUGCCAACAUAUUUUUUGUAUGACAGGUACUUUUGUGCUCCAACUCUUUUUUUCUUCAAGGCAAUUUCAUCAAAGAAAGAGACAAAGGGAAAGGUUUAACCAUUACUGUUAUGUUCAUGGAGGUUGUCAAAUAUCUUCUGCCUGUUGGCUUCCUCUUUUCCUCUUUUCAAUUUUGGGGUUUGACAGAGGGAAUGAUAAAGAAAAAUGUAAAUGGAGAGAGUUUUGGGGUUGAAUCAUUUCAAACCCAACUUUGUUUGUCAGUUGAUGAAUAUGACUGUACUUUUCUAUCUGUGUAAACCUUAGGGUGUUGAAACAACUUACAACAUGCUAAAGGAGAGGGGUCUCAUUCAUCCUGUUCCUAAUGGAGAGGUAUGCUUUAUACAAUAUACAUGUAUAUAUAACCAUCAACUUGCAGUGUUGUGAUGUGCCCAGUCCAUGUCCAUGAGACUCACUGGUGAUGAUGGAACUGGAAGACUGAACUGCAAAAAAUAAUUUUGUUAGCAAUUUUGUAUAACAAUGGAGAGUUCGCCUAAUGAACCAAUUUCCUUAACUGCCACAGCCUAUCCCAGUUUCUGUAACAUGUGGAAUAAGACUAUAACUGCUGCUUCAGUGUGAUACUUUUUCUUUUACUUUGAUAUCAUUUGAAAUUUGAUUAUUUUCUCUAAAAUGCUUGCAGUGAAAAUCUACUUAGUAGUACAUACCUAAGGAAAAGGAUCCAUUUCCUAAACUAAGUUUUCCACCCCAUGUUACUCUCACCCUUGUCCCCUCCCUCCAUGUAUUUCCUGAACUUCCCUUGAUUCUUAACCCUUUAACCCAUAAGAGUGACUAGCAUCUAAUUUCUCCUUACAAUAUAACCACUGAAUCAAACAUUAAUGUCAUGAGAAUAAUGGAAAUGAUCACCAACAAAAGAAACUCUUGAUUAUUAAACAAAUUCUCCUGUCAUUACCACAAGAAAUGUAUCAUGAACAGUAUGGAGAAUAUGUCUACUGAUGUUAGGGUAAUAAGGUUUAAUUGGUAACCAAUUAUACUCCUGGAUGGAGAGAGUUACUGAGAGGGUUAAAUGUCUUACCCAACAACACAAAACAAUGAUGUAGCUGGAGUGUGAACCCUUCAUAUUGAUCAUGAAUCCCAGGUGCGAACUAGCAGUCCAUUUUAUAUAAAAAAAAUUUUCUUAGAGUGUAUACAAGUGUUUAUCAAAACAAAAAAAAAAAUUUGGAAUUCAGAGUUUCAAAAAAUAAAUCAUUUGUCAUAUGAUUGUUUCUUGUAAGAUGCUUGCAGUGAAAAUUCCCUGAGGGGUACAUUCUGAAAGAAAGGGUUUAUUUCCUAAACUGACCAACUUUUACUCUUGCAAAGCAGAUGUUGUUUGUCAUAAUUUCCCACAAAAUUUUUAAAGAUCAUCUCCAUCAAUUAUGUGUGAGGGUCUCAAUGUGACCAGCCUGAUAUAUUGACCCUUCUGGUAGCUUUGCUUUUGAAGAGCAAAAACAAUUGGGAGGAGAAUAGAAAUAAUGACAGUAAAUGAUAUUAUUCAACGCUGUUAAUGUUUACAGAGGUUUUUUUUGUUUUGGUAGAUUCUGUUGUUCUGUAUUGCAACAGCCAUCAUGAUGUACCUUUAUAAGUAAGUAGUGCUGUGGUUAAAAAAUCUCUUUCAAAUACUCCCUUAACUUAGAAUCAAAUUGCAUGUGUCCAUCACCCACCUUUAGGCCUUAUUAACCAGCUAAUUUGCUUUAUACAUAGCUGUUUUACCUAGGGCCUUUCCACCUCAGCAGACAAAACAAGAACUGUUGUGAAAAAAUCAAAGGACAAAUUUUCUCAUGACAAAUUUUUGUUUCGUCAGUUGCAUUCGGAUUAAAAAUUUCAAAGCUGUCAAGUUCUGUCAGCACCUGUUCUGUUCACAAGACCAGCCAUAAAGGAUUCCACCUCCAAUUUCCAGGAUUUAUCUGAAAUCAUUUAAAAAUUUUAGAAGCCCCAAGUUUUGCAACAAAAGAAAAUUUUUGCCUGUCUAGUAGACUGAUUUCAGUUCAAUUACAUGGUGGUCAUAGCUUUUACAACAAAUGAUCUAUAAAUUUAUCACAGUUUUGCUUAUUUAGUUGAUCUUAUGCAGUUUUUUGGGACAAAUUUUGUUAGUGGUGUGUUUGAAGAUUUGUCUACUUCAGCCAAAAUUUGUCAAGUCACAACAAACCAUCCACACUUGUAAAAUGUUGGUGAUGACAGGAAAUUUGUCGUAAUAAACAAUUUUGUUCAGCCUCUGUCCAACAGUUCUCUUCCAAGUUUCCCUAAACACCGCUUUAUACUUUCAUAUAUUCAUGUAGUCAUGAUACAACUAGAGUACAGUUAAGUCUUUCGAAUGGAACCACAGGUAGUAAUGGAUAUUUAUAUAAUUUCUUUUGCAAUUAGGAAGAAGGGAGGUCUUACAGAUGGUGUUUUGAAUUCUUUAGUAAGGUAUGUGAUGAAAUAUCUGAUAGGGGAAUCUCACCAUCUUAACCGUUCCACUCUCAAGAUCUCAUUAGGAAUUUUCCUUACUAUUUUCCAUACAAUUCUCAUUAAAUUAGUCUGGGGGAUUUGGUAGUGGAUCAACUAAUGGUUCCAAUUUAAAUUUUUCUUUAUUCUCACCAGUGGUCUCCUUUAUAUUGUAAGGGGAAAUUCUGCCUUGGUUGCUCUGGGAGUUGAAGGGUUCAUUAUAUUUUUGUGAAUAAAUUAGUCUUAAAACCUUCUGAAAGGAUUAACUCAGGGUAAGUCAUGGUACUCUGAUUUAUUCUUUGAAGGUUUUUUUUGGGUCCAAAUGAUCACAGUCCUGGCCAAGAAGUAGACAGUUUAAAAGCAAGUCUCUCAAUCAACAUUCGAGAAAGUCAGAUGCAGCAAAAAUGGUUAGUAUUUGUUAUGACAUUUAAACAUACAAAAAGAUGAUAAACAGAGAGAAGAUAUUAAAUAGGUAGAACACCCCUUUUCUCUUUUUGUAAUCAGAGCUACAGGAGUUGAAUGAAACCACACAUAAUUUGAAUUUGUUGGUUAAGGGUCACUACAAACAUGUAGACAGUUUUAGCAGAGGAAGGACUCUGAGUUGCAUGUUGAUUUGAACAUUCUUCUUUCAGUUUUUUUUCCUAUAGUCAGCUCACAGCUUCAACCUACAAGGUUGGAAAAUUUUGUUGUUAGUUAUCUCUGCUCAUCAUCCCACCUGUGCAAUGUUGAAUGAGCAGUUUUAUGGCACAGAAGUUAGUAAUACCUAAAAAUAAAUUAAGAAAUAGUGGUGCAGAGACUUAUUUUGUGGGUCAUUGGUCAAAACUGGAUGCUUUUUGUAAAUUUACCAACUUCAUUCAAAAAUGUAUUGUGUGUCCUUUGGUCACAAGGUUCUCUGUUGGUGUUCACUGUUGUGAAAUUCACAUCCUGCAAAUAACAACAGUCAUCUUACGUAGUAGGUAUUACAAUUGUUAGUAAGGACAUCAUGCCUAAGCUAAACUACUAAUCUUAGGUAGAAAAGCUGCCUUAGCAAGCAACUACAAAAAAAGCAAAAUACUCACCCUUUCUCUAUUACCACUGUCUUAUAACCCUGAAAACCAAAGUGCCUUGCUGUACAAAUAAUCCUGUUGGAAGAACAGACUAGGAAGAAGAAAUUUUACAUCAUUUUCAGAGUUACUGCAAGACACCCAAGCAGUGCACUUCUGCUUGUUAUUCUUAACCUUUUAGCCUUUUUUAUUACAAUUGUAAAUUUAUGAUUAAAUUUAUGCCAAAGUAACAAAAGUGUAAGGCAUAAAAUCUUAAAAGAGUGUGUGAAUAAUCUUACUUAUUCUUGGGAUUGUUUUAAUUGUUUUUAUUUUUAAAACUAUUGUGUUACAGGCUACAACCAACACUAAAGGCCUUUGGUACUGGUUACAUUGUGCAAUUGGUGCCCAUGCUUCUUGGACAAAUAAGAGAUGUAUUUAAAAGACCAGGUUUGUACAAAAGAUGUCAUCUUUUCUCAGCCUUUCCAUUAAUUUCCAUAAAUGCUUUCUAUUACUAACACUUAAAAUUACUUUAUAGCACUAUCAGUAAUGCUGUAAGUGUCAUCACCCCUGAAUCAAAUAUAACUUAAUAAGUUGUUGAUUGUUAAUCUAGUUAUCCUUGUUGGCACCUUAAGAAAUGUAUAGAGAUCAGUAUGCAGAGUAUGCAUACUGUCCACAAUGUGUGGAUACUUAAGGUUUUAUAACUCAAGUUCACUUAUAACAGUGUGUUUCAUAAAACACAAGGUUUGUUAUUAUGCAUUAUUUAGUGUUUCUAUCCAUUUUUACUUUAUUAGGGAAGCUAUUGAGAUUGUUUUAUAAUGAGGACUGUCUUAGAUGUGGUGUAUUCCUGGGAAGUUUUGUUGCAAUUUUUAAGGUGUGUGAACCAAACAUUGCAUUUUAGUAAUUUUGCUGUAGUUUGGUAUUCCGAUUGAUGUAUGUUCAUUAUAUCAAAGAUUGUGCCAUAGGGAAAACUCUCAAUUAUCUACUGAAUUGGCAGGAGGCCCACUCAAAAAGAGGUACAUUCAGAGCCAUUCCAGUGUACCUCAAGAUACACAAUCCACUAAGCAGUCUCCUCCUUCAAAAGCAUAUGGAGAACAUCCCUAAGGAUAGAACAAAAGGGAAGGAGAACUGUGAAACCACACUGCCAAACCUUGUAUGUGAAUCCUUAACAGCCUCUGCAGUUACAUUAUCCGCCUUCCUGUCCUAUAUUUACCUGGGUAGCCACUAGUGAGCCUGUAGUUCCCAUGAACAAUGCCUCUGAAGCUUUGAUUUAAAGUCAACUAAUGCUUGUUAAACAUUUACCUUUUGGUUACCUCAACAGGUUUUGAGGAAAUCCGUGAUUUCUUUUGGUGGUAAUUAAUAGAGAUGAGUUGUUCCAGCCUUUAGCUAUGAUAAUUUGCUUAUUUUUAGUAACUUGUUAUUUUGUUCUAGACUGUUGAAUGGGUGUCAGGACUCUUGAGAAAUAAAAGAGAUGAAUUGAAUGGAUUAAUAGCAGGUAGGAUUGGUAUAUCUUUAGUGAAAUCUGUGUUUUGAAAACUUCAGCUCAUGUUCGUUUAUUACAGGGGGUCUGUGCAUUGAAAGCUAAGCAGAACUUAAAACCCAAGGAGGAUAGAAUGAAUAAUCUGGGCGUUUCUGUUAAAUAGAAUAAUAACGUUUCAAAAGUGAACAAUAUCACCUUCAAUGUCAUUGGAUAGAAAUGAAACUGAAUUUUGUCAUGAAGCUCACGUCUGCUCGAGGUGUCUGCUAUAAACAGAUUCAUUUUACAGUAAUCAAAGGAGGAAAGUUUGGAAUUUGGGCUAGUGUAAGCUUGACAUACGGUCUGCUUAUUACAAGUUGACUUUAUGUACCAACAACGUACGUGUUAUUGUGGCUAAUGAAGUUGAGUUGAACCAAACGAAAUUUUUCACCCAUAAAGCAUCAUCUGUAUGCAUAACUUGCCUAUUUUCUUCUUGUAGGUGGAGCAGCCGGUCUGUCCAUGAUAUUUUACAGAAGUUCAAGUAUAGCUUUGUACCUAGCUUCUAAAAUUUCCGAGGUAGUUAUAAAGAAAUACAUUUUGAUACUGAAAAGAUGGUAAAUGCGAUUCUUUAAGAAUGCUUGUGAACACUGCUUGUCUGGCAGAAGUAAAUCCAUUGAGAACUCAUUUUCUGUCAUGUCACGUCCAAAGCUCAAAAUUGUUGAAAACUAUUCAGCAUAUUGAUUCCCUUGCUACUUUAGUUACAGUCCAUAUUUUUGCGAUUUGACGCCACUUUUGGGAUCAAAAAAGAAUUUCUAAAAGACAGGUGUCUGGUCAUUGAGGGUUGAAUUUGAUUGGCCUUUAUGUAGAUGGGAUCAUUUCCAGUGUACAGAUGCGAUGUGACUUCACCCUUUUCCCUUUCUUAAUGGAAUAGAAGCAGACUUCUAGGGCGUAGCUUGGGGGGGGGGGUGAAAGAUCCUGGCUAGGCCCCUACACAGAGUAACCCUUAUGCCUCCGAGCAAGUUCUACCGAAUGUCGUUUACUUGCUCUUUGUUCCUGCUUAACAGUCGAUGAGAGGCAUGAACUGUACGAACAGGUAGAUUAAAAUGAAGAAAAUUUUUCUUUCAGCUUUUGUACAAGCAUGGUAUAUCAGCCGGGAUUCUUCCUUCCAUUCCUUAUGCAGAGAUCUUAGCGUAUUCUUUCUCAACUGCAUUCCUCUUUCAUGCGGUAAGAAAACCGUAUUUUCAUACUUGAGGUGUCUUGCUCUGCAAAGAGUAGGCCUUGUGCUGUUAAAAGCGUCAUAUAAACUUGACAACACUAUUAGAGCCUAUUUUGAUUUCCGUUCGUAGUAUGAGUGGAAUCGAUUUACUUAUGACGGUGAAGAAGCAGAAUUUUGUUUAUGUUGACCUCAUAUAUGCAUCUAUGCGUCUGUCAAUAGAUCAUCAGUAAAAACCAGUCAAAAGGCGUGUUUAGUUCAUUUUAUGACCUGUUAUUUUGCGAUACAGCCAGGCGGACUUGUCGACACCCGUUUAGUCAUGCACCAAUUCUAGGGUACAGUUAGUCUUCCUGUGCUCUUAGGCACUAAUAGUGGCACUUGACACCCCCCCCCCCCCCCAUCUCAAAAUACUAUCAUUCUAAUAUUUGUUCAUGUCAUCGUAGUGCACCUGGGAAGUUCACAGUGUGCGGCCAUCUUAUUGGCGGUAUCUAAACGUUGUGACGGCCAAGAGGUUAGAGCAAACUCACUCUACCAUUAUGUAUCAUGCAAGUUCACAUCGAAAGUAAAAUGGCUGUAAUGCAGUGUAACAAGUAUACAAACAGUUAAAAAAUUCUGAGAGUAGCUGUCGAUCGUGUGGCGUGGUAGUCCAGGUAUGGGCAGUCCUGAAAACGACAGAGCCGGCUAGCCCUUUGCAGGACUUCCCUAACCCCGGACGAUCCAAACUGUGUCUGGCUCUCAGUAAGAGGAGAUGAGCAAGGGAGCAUGCGAGCGACUAACAGCGGUUGUGGCUGCUAGAGAGAAAGCUUUUCCCGUUCAUCUUUAUCUUCAUUUUGCUUGAUUCCUCCUCCUCCCUCCCACAUCCCUUGACGUUUUUCGCGAGGCAGCUCAUUUCCAUUAGCUGAGAGCAGGCUACAGACGAUCACAUCAUCACACUAUAGGUUUUAGUUGGUCUUUAGUAUGGAUUUACUCACAAAAAUGAAAUAUGUUGAUAUUUAUGUAUUAUAUAUAUAUUUUAUUUCCUCUUGUUGAAAAGUUUUGAUGCUUGUAGCUUUUCAUGGUGUUUGAUAAAAAAUAUAGAGUUAUUUAGGAUAAUAAUACUGUUGUAAAUAACCUGGUAAAGAAGGUUAAAAAAAAAUUUUUAGAUGUCGAUGACUAGAAUUAACAAUAAUUCAAAAGGGAGAUAAGUUGCAAUUAAUCGCAAGUAAAACAGUAUACCAUUGGAAAUGAAUACAGCAAACACGUGCUUACAGAAACCCUUUGAUAUGACAACUCGCUGGUUCAAAGGUGCAUUUCAAAUGGAAAAGAAAAGUUCGAUGAACCUGAUUAAAUUGUUUGUGGUUUAUGGCCAUUCAUUACCAUAUUUUCAUUCUUUGCGAAAAAAAACUUAAAGAAAACCACAAAAUACAAACAUGGGCCGACUGAAACAUUGCUAAACUAGUAAUAGUGGACCAAAAAAAGAAUGGAAAAGAUACUGCUGCCCCGGAUGGAAAGCCAUUCCGUCACGGCUAACCCAUGGACUUCUAGUCGGCUGGUUCAUAACCUUUUUUCAUGUUCUAAUUUGAAAUUGUUUCGUUAAACCACAACAUGCAGUUGUUGUUGUUGGGGCCAAGAAUUAUAGAAAUCUACUGGAAAAUUCAUUUCAUGUGUUUAAUUAAAAGGAACACGAGAAAAACCCCAUUUGGGUUCUCCUUGUCAACAAGCACGUAAGAAACUAUACAAAAUUCAGUAAGCAAAAAAAAAUUGAGAGCGAAUAGUGCGAUCUCUAGCUCGGCCUCAGUUACAAGAACUUUCUAUAACUUUACCAGUCAAAGUCUUUGCUAUAUUUUUUUCUUAAGGUUUGUGUAAAUGUAAUUUAAAAACGAUAGUUUUUUAGUCAUUUGGAAAUUUUUUUAGUUGAGUUUUCUUCAAGGGUAGAUCAGUUUUAAAACGCUGUUGUGUUUUUUAUUUACACGCAGGUUUUGUGAAUUAAAUAGAGCGAAAGUGGAUGAGAUAUUUGGUACAGAGAGCAGUAGGUUAUUUCCAAAGGAUGAUUUGUAUAGGUCUUUAACGAGAAGGUAGUGGUAAUCAAUUUGGAAAAUAAGGAAUCGAAUGCCUUAUUAACAAUUAGCCUGUUUGAUAAUAAAUAUUGUUAGCAAGGGAUAUUUAAAUAUUCUAGUAAAUAGCCUUUGAAAGUAAGAAUGUUACAAUAUUUCUUUUCGUCUGAAAGCAUAUGAGUAGAUGAAUUUAGUAAUGUGUAACCAAUCAGAAAGACUUACUUCAACCACGCUAUAAUCGGGGUCCUGAUAGGGAACUUCAUCUUACAGCUGACACGUGGUUUGUAAGAUGACGCAGAUGAAUCGGAUUUGAAAAUUGUGCAAUCCGAUUGGUCAAUUAAUCUCGUAGGUGAAAUGCAGCUUUCUGAUUGGUUAUUUGCCUAGUGCAUCCUAGGUUACUUCUCAGGUUGCUUUCUUUGGCUGUAGCAUAGGCACGCAAACCGCUCUCUUUGGUAAAAUUUUUGUACGAAAAAUUCCUCUUGAGAAAUUAAAGAGAUUUAACAUCCAAAUUGUAGUUUAGACGAUUCUUAAUGAAAUGAUCUUUUUUUUCGCAACACUUAAACAAUAGCUGCGUGUUACUGCUAACAGUGAUAUGUUGUAAGUCAUACUACCUAUCUUUUGUCAGAACAACAAGAAUUCAAGAUGCUCAAGUAUUCUCAUAUCAUAGGCAACCAAAAGUUACUGGUCUUCCUAUCAUUUUAUAUCAAGUAUGAGUGACCAAGGAAAAAAAUCAGUCAAAUCCUUUAAUUUCAAUCCCUUCUCUCCCAGAGUAAAUAUUGUUUCCAGUAAAUGGUAGUUUCAGAGGUCGAAUUAAACCAAAUAAAGUAUAAUUUCCCGCAUCAUUCUUAGAUACUAUUUCAAUUUAUUUUUAUUUUAAUGAUCUUCGUUGAUUUAAUCACCAACAGAUUGGCA
Messenger RNA from Pocillopora meandrina, 12051 nucleotides. NCBI's taxonomy places the organism in Eukaryota, Metazoa, Cnidaria, Anthozoa, Scleractinia, Pocilloporidae. The record is from the annotation of a GenBank genome assembly.